This is a messenger RNA of Musca domestica (house fly), 1155 nucleotides long. RefSeq lists its product as uncharacterized. The transcript has 4 exons. The record is from RefSeq and is a predicted model, not a curated record. Lineage: Eukaryota; Metazoa; Arthropoda; Insecta; Diptera; Muscidae. The coding region runs from base 264 to 977 and encodes 237 amino acids.
GCAUUUAACGUUCAAAAACGUCACUUUAUUAAAUGUCUUUUGUUUUUUGAAAGAGCUUACAAACUGCUGCGCCAUUAAUUUAUCUAACGCGAAAGCUUAAUUUGCAAAGAAGAAACAAGCACAGAAAUAAAAAGCUUUUGCAUAGAACUAUAGUCGACAUUUGUUUUCCAACCAGUUGACAAUCAACCAAAAACAUUUGAAGUGAUCUCAUUCCGGGUGCAGUGUAGCAGCAGAGUAUCAUACGAAGCAAAUCCACAAACAAAAUGGCUCAAAAUAUGCUGGCCUCCCGAGGUAUGCGUUUCCUGAUGACCCGCUGUCGACCGGCUCCGUUGUAUACUUGGACCGUAAAAUCAUCUGCCCCAACAAUGACGACGACUGCAUCCACAACUACAACUUGGUAUAUUCGACCAAUACAACCACCUAUGACGGCUGCCUAUUCAAAGGAUACAAAGAACAUUUUCACUACAUCGAUGUUAAUUCAAAAACAUUUCGGUUCAAAUGCGGCACCCCAACCUUCACCCAUUACUAAAAAUAAUGAAAUCUCAACAUCUCAAGCAUCAAGUUCAUCAUCAUCAUCAACUAAACCAUUAGCCCCCUCCACCAUGGAAUCACAAGCAAAACCCCUCAUAGAAGCAUUAGCUGCAGCAAAAUCAUCUCCCACCACCUCAUCCACAUCUGCAACCACGUCAUGUUCAUCAAAAGAUCCAUGUAGUAAGUUUUCAUCCACAAAACCUCCCAAAUCGCCACCAGAUUCCCCUAUCCAACCACCGAACAUUAAACUACCCAAUCGGGAUCAAGUGGAAAAGUACUUUUUCACCGCAUUGAUCUAUGUUUGGGAUUUGUGUUAUUAUGUUUUUUGUUUGACACUGCGUUUAAUCGAUACGUAUAUUUUGAAAAAUCCUACUCUGCAGCAGUAUUGGAAACAAUUCAUGAAACGUUUGGACGAACAGCGGGAAGCCAUGAAAUCGAGGAAGUGAAAUGUCAAAAAACAAGGUUGCUCUACUAUGUUUCUGCUAUAAAGGAUGUACCUCUUUGAGUCACCUUGGGACUUAUUUUUAUAACUGCACAGCGAAUUAUUUUGUUUCUUCUAAUAUUUAUUAUUUUUUACAAUGUUUUGUAAUAAUCUUUAGAAUAAAUAAUUUCAAUAACAAGUAA